UCAAAGGCAGAACUCUUCACAGCAGUGCAGGACAUCUUAACACAAACCACACAAGAGCAACGUCCAGUGAUAUUAAAUCCAACAGAUUGAGGAUGGCAAAAAAUACUUCUGGUGAUAGGAACUAUUCUGGGAUGAAAGCAAUUAACAGAGAUGCUGAAGAGAAGAAUGUCUAUGCCAAUACAGACAAUAUAAACAUUCACAAUCUCUGCAGAGGAACAGAAGAAACCACGAGAAUCCAAACAUCUCAAAACACAGAAAGUGAGACUAUGAGGAUGAGAUGUUACAGAUCAGUUUCAGUGUGUUUGGUGCUGCUGUGUGUUCUUCUACUGACUGCAGUCAUAGUGCUGUGUGUCCUCAUCAAUACAAACAAUCACCAGUUUAACAACAAGAACAAAAACAUCACAGAAGAGAAAGACCAGCUACUAACCAAAUAUACCAAACUGUGGACACAUCUUCAUGAAGGAUGGAUUUAUAGUCACUUCAGUUUGUACUUCAUUUCAUCUGAGAAAAAGAGCUGGACUGAGAGCAGAAGAUACUGUAGAGAGAGAGGAGCAGAUCUGAUCAUCAUUAAGAACAAAGAGGAACAUGAUUUUAUUAAGAAUAUCACUGAUGGGGACAGAUUCUGGAUUGGUUUGUCUGACAGUGAUAAGGAGGGUAGAUGGAAAUGGGUUGAUGGCAGCUUACUGAACUCUAGCUUCUGGGGGCCUGGAGAACCCAACAGUUAUGGAGGUGAUGAAGACUGUGCUGAGUAUCGUUCAUCAUGGUGGAAUGACAUCCCAUGUUAUGAUAUUUUAAUAUGGAUUUGUGAGACAGAAUCUUAAAUCACACAGUAUAAUAAGGUGACAACAGACGGUUUCAUUUUGUUGUUCUAACUGCUUUUAAAAUCUACAAAAUAAAACAAAAAGAGCAGAAAAAUGCAGACAAGGCCUAUAAUGCCAUUUUUUAUUUUGCUUUGUUUGUUUUUGACAUUAGUUGUAUGCCGUGAUGGUAAUAACAGCAUUGUAAUUAAACAGCAUUACUAACAGCGUUGCAUUUAUCAGUAAUGAGUAAUCAAACCAAUUACUGUAUCCUCAUUGUAACGCCAUUACUAUUACUCAGUCCUCGUGCAGCAGUCUCUCCAAAUUGCACACAACAGCAACAACAGAGCGAUGGCUAGUACAACGAGCUCAAAGCGUAGCGUUCGCGUACACUGGAAGUAUAAUAUAAGCACUACUUUCCCUCGUUGAGAUGAACCACAGUAGCAGCACAGCAGUGAGUCAGCAGUGAUUCAGUUUAAACCACAAAAAAGAAGAAACAGAAAUUGUAUGUUUUGGGAAGACCAGGCGUGAAGGAAGUAAAUAAACAGCAACUUGUGUUGCAGUUUAAGUUAAAUCACUCCUCAACUUGGCCCAUUUUGUUCUCACCGUCGCAAACCGAAAUACCUAUGACUCAGUUUUUUAUAUCACAGUUACUAACUCAGUUACUACUUGUGAGAAGUAACAAUAACUAAUUACUUAUUAAAAUAACAUUCCCAACACUGGUUGAAUGUCAUAAUGAAAGCACAUGAUUUUGACAUGUAUGAGUUACUGUAUGCUUCUUUCUUGAAGCCCAUUCAAAUCUUGAUCUCAUAUCAGUUAUUUUUCGGUUUGCUCUUCACUGUAUUUUUCUAAUGUGUAUUCAAAGCCAAUAAACUGAAAUGCAAAUAAAAAUGAUCAGAUGGUUUGAACUGACUGUA
Messenger RNA from Paramisgurnus dabryanus, 1714 nucleotides. Its product is annotated as CD209 antigen-like protein C. The record is from RefSeq and is a predicted model, not a curated record. Lineage: Eukaryota; Metazoa; Chordata; Actinopteri; Cypriniformes; Cobitidae.